AUGUUCAUAUUCCACAAGAGAUGCGCCCUUUCGGCGAAUUUACCUUGGCGCCAUCACACCUGCUCUUCGCCUUGCUCCCCUCCCUUUCGAGUGGCCGAUCCCACUCCCGUCUCAUGUCAGGAUCUGCCUCAUGGGCCAGUGGGUCCGUUUCUUCUCCUUCUGCCUGACCGAUUUCACUCGGUUACAGCCCCAGCGUACUUUUACUCCAAGUGCCAUUUCUCAAACCUUCAGUGGCACGCAUUACCUUCACGCAUCCUCUCCUCGAUUAAGCCCGUGUACCCUGAGCAAACUGUGGACAUCUACCUCUGGUCGACCGCUGCAUCACAACUGAAUUAUUAA
Molecule: messenger RNA, 339 nt
Organism: Protopolystoma xenopodis
Lineage: Eukaryota; Metazoa; Platyhelminthes; Monogenea; Polystomatidea; Polystomatidae
Source: the annotation of a GenBank genome assembly